UAGUAUCGUAGGUACUUUGUGCGUUUCGGCGCGCACUUUGCGGUACCGUGGGUUUCGUGGAGUCGGAGUGAUGGGGCUCGAUGGGGUUUAGUCGGCAGUCGGUUUUGCGGGGUAGCUCUUGCGUGGCUGACGCCGUGCAGUGCCUCGCGCGCCUUUCUCAAGGCGUAGUCUCCCGGCAGGAAUUGGGAGAAUAGGAGGACCCCUGUAUUCUUCUUCUCCCUGUUCUUCUCUGGAGGCGCCGGAGUCCGACAUAACCCAGUCUCUUACCCCCUCGACCGGGUAUACGUAAAUGGAUUCCCCAACGUUAAAAAAAAAAAAAGAUAAGCACAAUACAUUUAAUGGAUUUUGUCGUUUGGGCUUCAUCUCAAUUUACCGUUCCUUUACAAGAAAUUUACUACCAGAAUCCAAUGCCGCAGAUACAGUCCCACUACCAAAAUUUGAUGUGGAACCAUCAAUAUUAUCAAGAAACUUAUAAUAAAAAGAUAUUUCAAAAUAGUAAUAAAUCUCGAAAAAAACAUAAAGAGCGCCCAAGGAAAUCGUUCCGUGAUUUAAAUUAUUGUAAGUGUUCUUGCAACGAUUGCUACAGACCUAAGCCCUGCUGUAAAAAUGUAUGCUCAACGUGUAAUAAUCAAUUUCCGCCACAAUCAAACGUGCUGCUAUUCCCAUAUCCAGUUCCGAUCGUGAUUGUCCCAUCUAAUAAAACAACAAACGAAAUAACAAUUCAAACGUUACCAACGACAACCCUAAAUGCAAAAACAACAACAAAUAAACCAACUACUGCUGCAAUAGUCACACACACAAUAGUGACUCCUGUUACGACAACACGGGAUAUCACAUCAUCUGCCAUUCCAACUGUGACUCAAAGUGAUUCGACAAUUACGACAAAAGCAGACACUGUAACCGAAGGACCAAAAGUUACAGAUACAGAAAAAACCUCACCAGAUACAGAAAAAACCUCACCUCCUUCCACUCUAUCUACAAAUCCAAUGCUCAUAACGAGCCCACAAAAAGGAGAACUGCGUUACGACGUAACAAAAAAAUGCCCUCCAAUAUUAGGCUGUUAUAAAGCACACAAGAAACAGAACAGAAGUGGUUUCAGACCAACGGUCAGUGAUUAUAGCGAAUUGAAUUAUCACAAAAAUUAUUUGCUUCGCACUAUAAGGAGAUUGAAAACAAAUUUGAGAAAUAAAUACGAAUUGAUACCGAUUCCAGAUUCGGUUGCCGAACAGUUACUCAGUGAAAUAAAUGAGUGAAAUCUA
Messenger RNA from Bombyx mori (domestic silkworm), 1259 nucleotides. RefSeq lists its product as uncharacterized. Bases 339 to 1253 code for a protein of 304 amino acids. Lineage: Eukaryota; Metazoa; Arthropoda; Insecta; Lepidoptera; Bombycidae. The record is from RefSeq and is a predicted model, not a curated record. The transcript is spliced from 2 exons.